Talpa occidentalis (Iberian mole) is the source of this 2907-nucleotide messenger RNA. RefSeq names its product centromere protein B (gene CENPB). Gene Ontology annotation, cellular component: nucleus; chromosome, centromeric region. The record is from RefSeq and is a predicted model, not a curated record. The coding region runs from base 257 to 2080 and encodes 607 amino acids. The transcript has a single exon. Gene Ontology annotation, molecular function: chromatin binding; DNA binding. Lineage: Eukaryota; Metazoa; Chordata; Mammalia; Eulipotyphla; Talpidae.
CUUCCUGCCGCCCGCGCCGCCCGCCCGCCGCCCGCCCGCCGCCCGCGCCCGCCGCCCGCGCCUCGCCUUCCGGCGCCCCCGAAGGUGCCCCCGGCCGGGCCGGGUCGUCGCCCCGCCCGCCGCCCCGCGAGCCGCUUUGUCUCGGGCGGGGCGUGCGGGCGGGAGAGGCCGCCAGGUGCCCCCCGCCGCGGGCCCGGGCCCCCCGCCCCGGGGCGGCGGCGGUGGCGCCGGGCCCCGGGGCGGGGGGCGCGCCGGGAUGGGCCCCAAGCGGCGGCAGCUGACGUUCCGGGAGAAGUCGCGGAUCAUCCAGGAGGUGGAGGAGAACCCGGACCUGCGUAAGGGCGAGAUCGCGCGGCGCUUCAACAUCCCGCCGUCCACGCUGAGCACCAUCCUCAAGAACAAGCGGGCCAUCCUGGCGUCGGAGCGCAAGUACGGGGUGGCCUCCACCUGCCGCAAGACCAACAAGCUGUCGCCCUACGACAAGCUCGAGGGGCUGCUCAUCGCCUGGUUCCAGCAGAUCCGCGCCGCCGGCCUGCCCGUCAAGGGCAUCAUCCUCAAGGAGAAGGCGCUGCGCAUCGCCGAGGAGCUGGGCAUGGACGACUUCACCGCCUCCAACGGCUGGCUGGACCGCUUCCGCCGGCGCCACGGCGUGGUGUCCUGCAGCGGCGUGGCCCGCGCCCGCGCGCGCGGCGCCGGCGCCCGGCCCCCGGCGGCGCCCGCCAGCCCGCCCGCCGUGCCCUCGGAGGGCGGCGGCGGGGGCACGACGGGCUGGCGCGCGCUGGAGGAGCAGCCGCCGUCCGUGGCCGAGGGCUACGCCUCGCAGGACGUGUUCAGCGCCAUCGAGACCAGCCUCUGGUACGACUUCCUGCCCGACCAGGCCGCGGGGCUGUGCGGCGGCGACGGGCGGGCGCGCCGGGCCACCCAGCGGCUGAGCGUCCUGCUGUGCGCCAACGCCGACGGCAGCGAGAAGCUGCCCCCGCUCGUGGCCGGCAAGUCGGCCAAGCCCCGCGCGGGCCAGGCGGGGCUGCCCUGCGACUACACCGCCAACUCCAAGGGGGGCGUCACCACGCAGGCGCUGGCCAAGUACCUGAAGGCCCUGGACACCCGCAUGGCCGCGGAGUCGCGCCGCGUCCUGCUGCUCGCCGGCCGCCUGGCCGCCCAGUCCCUGGACACCUCGGGGCUGCGGCACGUGCAGCUGGCCUUCUUCCCGCCGGGCACCGUGCAGCCGCUGGAGCGGGGCGUGGUGCAGCAGGUGAAGGGCCACUACCGCCAGGCCAUGCUGCUCAAGGCCAUGGCCGCCCUGGAGGGCCAGGAUCGCUCGGGCCUGCAGCUGGGCCUCAUGGAGGCCUUGCACUUCGUGGCCGCGGCCUGGCAGGCCGUGGAGCCCGCGGACAUCGCUGCCUGCUUUCGGGAAGCCGGCUUCGGGGGCGGCCCCAAUGCCACCAUCACCACUGCCCUCAAGAGCGAGGGGGAGGAGGAGGAGGAGGAGGACGAGGAGGAGGAGGAGGAGGAAGAGGAGGAGGAGGGGGAAGGCGGGGAGGAGGAGGAGGAGGAGGAGGAAGAGGAGGAGGGGGAGGAGGAGGAGGAAGGGGGCGUCGGGGAGGAGCUGGGGGAGGAGGAGGAGGUGGAGGAGGAGGGCGAGGAGGACAGCGAGGAGGACGAGGACGAGGAGGAGGAGGAGAGCUCCUCCGAGGGCCUGGAGGCCGAGGACUGGGCGCAGGGCGUGGUGGAGGCGGGGGGCAGCUUCGGGGGCUACGGUGCCCAGGAGGAGGCGCAGUGCCCCACCCUCCACUUCCUGGAAGGCGAGGAGGACUCGGAGUCGGACAGUGAGGAGGAGGACGAGGAGGAGGAGGACGAGGACGACGAAGACGAGGACGAGGAGGACGGCGACGAGGUGCCCGUGCCCAGCUUCGGGGAGGCCAUGGCCUACUUUGCGAUGGUCAAGCGGUACCUGACCUCCUUCCCCAUCGACGACCGUGUGCAGAGCCACAUCCUCCACUUGGAACACGAUCUGAUCCAUGUGACCAGAAAGAACCACGCCAGGCAGGCGGGAGUUCGGGGUCUCGGACAUCAGAGCUGAGCCACGGGCCUCGCCGUGCUCCCAACCCGGAUGCGGCAGCACCGGCCCAGGGCCGAGCGAGGACUCUGGGCCACCGCUGUGGAUGGGUCAGAGUAGGGAGCCCCAGAUCCUCCAGCAAUGUCGCCCUGGCCCUGCGAUGGGCCCAGUCACCUCUCGGGCCCAGGGCUGGGGUCAGCCUCACUGCCUGCUUAUUGCCUCUUUCUCAGAAUCCUCUUUCCUCCCCAUUUGCCCCUGGGCUUGGGGGACCAGCUGGGGAGGGUGGGGGAGCUGUCCGGUGCUACCACACCAUGCCAUCAGUGGACUAGGCCACAGCCGUAGCCAGGGAUGGGCCCUGGACGCUCCUGGCCGGAGAGUGCCUCUCCCCUCUGCCGUCCACAUCAGGUCAUUGGUGGGGGGGACCCCAAAGCCAUUCUGGGAAGGGCUCCAUAGGAAGGUCCAGCCUAGGCCCCAACUAGGCUGGCAGCCCCCCACCUCCGCCCCAGGCCACCUCGAGAAGCACAGUCUAACCACAGGCUCCUGAGCCUGCCUCUGCCUGCUUCCCUACCACCCCGUUCCUUUUCUCUGGCCCAGCCCAUGUUACUUUGGCCCUUGGUCUUCUUUCCAGAUUGGAGGUUCCCAAGAGGCCCUCCAGGGGAGUGAUAAUGGGCGCUUCCCUUGUGGGCAGCUGCAGGCCCCAUGCCUCUCAUCCCUCUCUGGCAGGGCCCUAUCCUGGGCAGGGGGCCUGGGGCUGGGCCCAGAGUCCAGCCAUCCAGUUGCUCCUUUCCUAGUCUGAAUUCAAUAAAUCCGCUCACCCCCCUUUUGUGGGGGGUGAACGUUUUAACAGCCAA